Messenger RNA from Aspergillus versicolor CBS 583.65, 2890 nucleotides. RefSeq lists its product as uncharacterized. Bases 53 to 2890 code for a protein of 945 amino acids. The record is from RefSeq and is a predicted model, not a curated record. Lineage: Eukaryota; Fungi; Ascomycota; Eurotiomycetes; Eurotiales; Aspergillaceae. The transcript is spliced from 6 exons.
GUCGGCGGCUUUUGACAGUUAAAUUCGUAUACAGAACAUCUCAACCGCCAUCAUGGCAGAACUGUUUUCAGUGGCAGGAAGCGCAGUUGGGGUGAUUUCGCUCGGUUUGAUGGUUUCUCAGGGGUUUUUGGCAUACUACGGGCCGUACAAAUCAUUCCACGAAGAAAUCGAGACUGUCACGACCCGAGUGGAAGCACUCAAACGCAUAUUGACAGUUAUACAGACUCUAACGACAGAAGCGAACCUGCUAAACUGCCCCUCGGUGGCUCAGUCUACACAAAUCGCAAAAGAUACCAUCUUAUCCUGCAAAAGUGCGCUGCAGAAAUUGCAGGGAGUGCUGAACAGGUUGUGCGCCAGCACGCCACUAAGGAGAUUGCCAACGGCUGAAGUGAAAGCGCACAUAAAUCGAUUAUUAUAUCCUUUUCGGCGGGAAACACUGAUCUCGGUUAUCGAGAACGUGUCGUGGCUGCAGGACAACUUGAACACUUCCCUCCAAAUACUGCAGAUUUCUCUAGCGAUUGUUGGCCAUAAUCGGAUGCAGUCGAUACUCAAAAAGUCGACAUCUAUGGCUUUGGAUACAAACUGUAUGGCGCGGGCCAUUCAACAGCAGGAUCAGGAUAGCGAAAGCAUAAAUCAUGGCCUUGUCAGGAUUGAGAGGCGCCUGGACAAAAUGGAAUCUCGCACCAUGGCUCCCUCGACGUCGCUGAUCGCGGACUCUGAUCUUCUCCAAUCACUUCUCAGCAAGCAGCAGAAUUUGGAUACGGCCAUAGCAGCUCCUGGUUCAGCAGCACAUAUUCGAAGAAGGCAUGUGCUAUUCCAUAACAACGGCUGUUUACUCCAUGCACCUGGCAAGAGGACAAUAAACCUUCUCAUGAAGCGAACAUUGUGCAAUCGCCUAUUGAGAUUCUCAGUGUUAGCAUCUCUUCAGAUCACCAUUGGGGCUGGAGGAUUCGCGAUCAGCCCUAAACUUGAAUUCCGCCCAGUUGUACCGGAAGAUUCGCCGAUAUUUAUCCUAUUACGGAGCGUCAGGCUAAGGUUCAAGGAAGACUCUAAUAGGUCUCUUAUUCGGGAUGCCAAUAGAAGGUUAUUUGAGUUAUUUCGUGAAGGCAAAGCAUCCCCGUCAGAUACCUUAGCAGACGGAAGUACUAUCUUGCAUAUUGUGACCAGUUGGCAGUACUAUACGUGCCAAUGGGAUGCCGAUUUAUUAGAGGACUGGCGCAGGCUUAUCAAUGAGCUUCUAGAUACUGGUCUAUCACCAAGUCAAAUUGAUUACAGUGGCAGAACUCCGGCGGAUAAUAUGAUAGACCUCUAUGAAACAUUUUGGGAUGGUCACGGAGAACCUGUCAGGGAGAGUGCAACUCUUGCAAUUUGUUCUGACUUAUUGAAAGCCGGUGGACAUAUGACAAAUAACGCCCUCGACUGGCGGCAUCGUCCUAACACUUUAAAUCCGGUGUAUUACAUGUAUCCACGUCGUCUCUUUGAGGAACACACCGUCCGCCUUGUCUGGUUACUCGAGGACAGCAGAGGACUCCAAGAUAUAGAUCUUCCAGAAGAGCUGGUACCGCUGAUAACGAGGUCUAAAGACCAUCUUCUCUUGCUGCUUAAGAAGAAAUAUGAUAUGCAAGGAUGGAUUGAUUCCUACGCACAAUGGCCUACUGGCCUUUGUUUGUUACUACAGGCCGGAUACAAUCCCGUUUGGCAACCGUUCAGACGUGCUUGUGAGGCAAAUUGUAUAGCAAGCCUCCGGAUUCUAAUUAACAAUCGAAACUUUCGACUGGGACGCUUUGAGCUUGAAAUUGCCAGUGUACAUUAUAACAAGGAUAUAGUGCAACUAACGCUUCAAGCUCUAGUUGACCGCAGAAAGCGGUUGCAGAGUCUUGCAGCAGCUUGUCUGCCAAGCGAGGUACUGGCUCAGCUACAAAUUCGGCCUGACUGUCUUCUCAACCUCAAGGCUGCAAAAGCCUACAAGCUGCUCAAGCUCUACUCCAUAAAAGUGGACGACAUCGAAGAAGAAUCUGAAUGGUCAGUUUAUGACGCGGUAGGAGACAAUCUCAGCAUUGCUGAUCAGCUAUGGUAUGCCGGUUUCCAGGAUGUGGACGAACUCGAUGACUGCGGAGAAACUGGCCUGAUGAGACUCGAGUGGUCUAAACUGAACAGACUGGGUCCCGGACCUGUAUUGGAAAAAGCAUGCUGGAUGAUCUCCAAGGGCGCUGGCGCUCAUCGCAAGAAAUCAAGUUCGCCAGCUCUGCACUUCCUGGGACACGCGAUUGGUGACUCAAUAUUUUUUAUAAGAAAUGAUGAAGACGCUAGAACCAUGCUUUCCUGUUUGGAUAAAGAGUGUUGGGCCCUUUUCCGCAGCAUACUUUGCGAUGAUACCAAAGAUAACUGUGACUGUUCCUGUUCUGUCGAUGGAUGCUGCGGACUCACAAGAGUACUAGGUGGGCUUCACUGGAGGCGAGAUAAUACAUCAACGCAAAGUCUUAUUCAAGGGUUUUCGGUGACAAUAGAUUUUGCAGCCAGUUUCCUGGAGCUAAACCCUCGAGAAUUGUUCUACAAUCAGCUAGCACCUGGUGUGUUCCGUUUCCUCACCUUUCAUAUGCUGGAUCUCACCCACACCUGCACCCAUCACUACAGGAACAUUGAACCAGAAGAAGCGGCUGAGGUCCAUGAUGAACAGAGGUAUCUGAUUUGGACGCUGGAAAGGCUUGUCAAUGAGCUCACCGUAGAAUUUGAGAAAUCUACAGAGCCUCUGCCAGAAUUUCUGACCGGAUACUGUUGGAAGCGAAUAAAUGAGGCCAUCUCAGCGCGCGAUACGCCAACUCAGCAGGAGCUGGACAAGCUUUAUCAAACAGGAGUAGUAUUUUGGGGGUACAAUGAUGCAAUGUUUUAG